CAUUUCGUUCUUGAAGCUUAUUUAAUUUAUGUGCAUAUGUAAUGGCAGCAGUGCCUCAAGGGUCUCCUAUGGAAGGGGUUCCAGGUACACCCGGAAUCCGGGAGAUGAGACCUGAGCACGGCUCCAAGAAUUUUGGGUUUUGCACCGACUCAAGCAGAGACCCGAAUCCGGGGAUAAGGAGGGUUAGUUUGAGAGCAGAGAUCGAUACUUCACCGCCUUUUGUGUCGGUUAAGGAGGCUGUAACCCGGUUUGGUGGCAGCGGACCUAGGGUGCCAUUGUACAAGUUUGGAGAGGCCUAUAACGGGAUUGAAGAGUUUGACAUAAAGAAAGUGGAAGAACAAGCAGCAGAAUUGGAGAAAGAUCUGAUUGUGAAAGAGUUGGAGACUUUGGAUGUGCUUGAAGAACUUGGAACUACAAAAAGGAUUGUGGAAGAUUUAAAGAGACAGCUCCAGAAUGAAGCUUUGAAAUGCAUGGCCACUGCUACACCAGACAACAUGCCAUCUCCUGCUAUCAAAGAAAUGAACAUGGAGCACCGUGAACAGAUUGGAAACGGGGGUUCAAGCCUCUGCCCCAUUUCAUCUCCUGAUUUGAUCUUGAUGGAGUUGAAAGAAGCAAAACUGAACCUUGGUAAAACUAUCAAUGAUCUUGGGGUGAUUCAAACUUUUGUUGGGUCUCUAAAUAAGAAUACGAAGAAAGAGAAAAGUUUACUUGAUAUCACCCUUGAGAGGCUAACUUGUAAGUUUGCAGGGGUGAAGGUGAAGCCACAGAUUGCCAACAAUGUGGGUGCUGCCAAUCAUGGGAGUUUUGAGAAUUGUUCCAACAUCUUAAGAUCUCCAUUUCACAACAACUCGAAGCUCGAGCAGUUUAAGAAAACGGUUGAUCCUGCAAAAACUGAAGUUCCAAGAUCAACGCCACUACCAGGGAAUGAAGAAAAUAGGCCCUGUCGCAGGACUGCUCAAAUGAGAUGGAUUGCAGCCAAGAAGAUGGAGGAAGCCGCCAGGGCAGCUGAGGCACUUGCUCUAAUUGAAAUGAAUGCCCUUACGGGAAUGAAGGGUUUGCCAAGCAAUGACAACUCAUCAGGAUUUUCCCUGCCGGAACCAGAACCCGAACCGUUGCUUGGAACCCCGAAAGUUAUAAGGGCAGAAGAGGUUUCUAACAGGAAAGUAAUCCAUGCAAUGCACAAAUUUGCGGAAGCAAAUAUCUCCAAAAUGUCAAUCUUGAAGAAGCUGGAGGAAGCUUCAGAAGAAGUUAAACAUAGUAAACAAGCAUUGGCAGAGGCUCUUAACAGACUCGAAAUUGCAACCAGAAAGCAACUUGAUGCUGAAGAAGCUCUCAGGAGAUGGAUUCCAGAACAAGAACAGAAGAAACAGGUCAUUUAUAAUGCCACUAAGAUCAACAAUUUCCACCCUCCAAUCCCUCAGCAUCAGCAUCUUCCUCGAUCUCCUUUACAUGAUCUGAUGAACAAGCAAAACCCAACAAUGGAUGAUGAACCAAAGCCUGUAUUAAGGCCGACAGUUUCAAUGAGGGAUAUCUUGAGCAGGAAACAGGUUACUCCUGACGAUUGUGUGGUGAAAAGGCCUAAUGAGGGCCACAAUACUGAAAGGCAAAAGGUUGCUUUGAGUCAAAUGCUUCAUGAACUAAGGGAAGAUCUGACAUUUCCUCAGAUACCUGAUCACCAAAAAGAACACGGGGAUGAUCAAAAGCAGUACUUAACCCAGAGGAGGAAGUUUGGGUUCAUCCACAUCUCUCUUCCAGUGGCAAAGCAAAACAAGAAGAAACCAUAAGCUUUAAACGAAACAUAUAGGACAAAUUUUAUGACUAAAUAGAAGUACCGUUCGGAAUACCAACCGUGACACUGUGUUGCAGCUGUUCCUGGGUGAUUUUUAUUUAUUGUUUUUAUGUUGCUGGCAUCUUUGGAUAUUGGUUUUGGAAAGGUGUGUCUGGAGUUUGUAUUCAUGGAUUCUACGACCAGCCCUGAUUUUUAUUUUUAUUUUUAUUUUUUUAUCGACACCAGCCCUGAAUAUUUAUGGGGUAGAAUUUCAUGUUAUCUAUAUAUCAAAAGGCAUUGAAAUUGUGAUGACUCUUUUGCUUCACAGUA
Molecule: messenger RNA, 2098 nt
Organism: Gossypium raimondii (Peruvian cotton)
Lineage: Eukaryota; Viridiplantae; Streptophyta; Magnoliopsida; Malvales; Malvaceae
Product: WEB family protein At2g40480
Exons: 2
Coding region: 42-1784 (580 amino acids)
Source: RefSeq, a predicted model, not a curated record